AUGGCCGCACGAUGGGAAACGCGGUUGGGUCUGUCAGUCAGAAAAGGUAUGAUGUCUUGCCGUAAUUUCUCCGGAAUCAAUUUGACGACGGUUCUGUGCCAGAUGGUCGACGGGGGUUGGUAUUUUUGUCCCACCGAAGAGAGCAAUGACCUAGCAAGCUGUGUAUACUGCAAAUUGUCCCUUGAUGGUUGGGAACCCAAGGACGAUCCCUUUGAUGAACAUUACCGCCGUUCCGCGGACUGUUCAUUUUUCGUCUUUGCCCAACCCCCUGGUAAGAAAGGCAAAGGCUCACGCACGAAAAAAGCACGUACAUCCAAGGCGUCUCGUCUUUCGACCCAAUCAACUGCUUCAGAAGCUAUCUCGGAACUUGAAGAUCCCAUGGAUCAGAGCACUGUCUCCCAGCCAGCUACUAAGGCAAAGGGAACCAAAAAGUCAUCCAAGUCAAAAUCAAAGAAUGCGAAGUCUAAAAAGGAAGAGGCGGCGGAGCCCGACAGCCAGAUGGAUAUCGAUACUGCCGACUAUAGCCAGCCUGAGCCCGCCAAAGCAAAACGAACCACGCGUGGAACGAAAAGGACAAGCGACCAAGUAGAUAGGGAACAAGUCAAUGUGGUCGACAUCGAAAACUUUGAGGAAGCCGAACCACCCACUAAAAAGCGGGCCACAAAGGUGCGAAACAGCACUCAACAUGACAGCAAUCAAAACGAUGAAGUCACCGUGGACGCACAGCUGGAAGAGAGUAUCCCAGAGGACGAGGCCAAGAAAGGUCGAGGAACCACGAAAAAGAAAGCAUCCUCAAAGAGCCGAAAGGCCUCUAGCGGUUCGUCUACGUCUAAAACCGCUUCAAAAUCUCGCGUGCCUAAUGACAACGAGCUUGAUGCAGCUCCUGUGGCCGACUUGGAGCAGCCUGAACCUGAAGAGCAAAGUCUGGAGGCCGUGCAGAAGCCAUCAAAGAAGUCGAAAUCCAAGAAGAAGCAGAAGACCACCCCAGAGCCGCAGGAGGUGACCAAUCAUGCCGACGAGGAAGAGCCCGGGACAGGCGAAGCGCUGCAGCCUGAACAGCCUGAACAGCCCGAACAGACUGAAGAGCCCGAAGAGCCUGAAAAGCCCGAAGAGUCUAGCCCUAGCCCGGCAGCCCCAGAGGAUAAGCCGAGCCAUGUGAAAUCAAAGCGCAAGUCAAGAGGCUCUAACAUUCCCGAGCCAGAGCCGGAGAUUGUCACAGAGAAACCACCGAAGACACGGAAGCGGUCGGGAGCAGACGCAACGUUAAAGGGUGAGACAGACUCUAGGGUUCACGAGUCGUUCGUUUCAGUAGAGAUCCCAGCUAGAGUUCCUACUCCGGUAAAGCAGCCAAAAGCUGAACCUACAAAUAGAAGUGAGCCUAACGACAAGGAUCUCAAGAAGAAGACUAAGCAGAGAUCUUCCACGGAGAAGGCUAAGAAAUCAAAGAAAACAAGCAAAGCAGAGGCUCUUGAGCGCGAAAAAACCUCUGCUCAACAGGAGUUCGAGCCCAAACAGAGCCCCCAGGUCUCUUCAACUGGUCAUGACCUUCCAGAGCAGAGCGAACCACAAGACCCGCAAGAACAAGAGGCCGAGCAGCCUUCCACACGGCGUAGAUCAUCUAGAGUGCCUCCAAAGACGGCAGAGAGAUAUAGCGACAUCCCCGAGGAAAAACAGUUUGCUAGGACACUUGCGGGAUCGUCGCGGAGUUCAGAUAACCAUAGAAUGUCAGACUCCGCUGACCAAGGCAAUAUGUCGCCUCUUCCCACCUCGAAGAGCACACCGUCCCUAUCGCCGCAGUCCUCCGAUGUUGAGAACCAGCCUCCAUCUCUGAAGCCUUCGGCAACGCGGCCUCCUGUAGGAUCGCCGUCCAAACAACAGACCGUACGAAUUCCCCUAGCGCCCAACACCCCUUCGCCAACGAAGCGUAACACCAAUGCCGGGGGCCUCCGCACUACCCACCCGUGGAACCCUAUUGAUAUUGAUGAGAUCCUCCUUGCUGGAAACAGUGACAAAGAGAACGUCGAUUUGAGUUCAGCGCUGUAUAGCGUGAAGGGUGAUUUGACAAGCCCAGAGAAAAAGAUGUCCGUUGAAGAAUGGAUUAAAUGGCACGCCAAGAACGGGGAGGAGAAGUUGAGGCAAGAAUGCGAGAGGCUAGUCGGGCAAUUCGAGAGGGAGGGUGCCCGUGCAAUGCGAGUACUGGAGGGAAUUGAAUGCAUUGAUUGA
Molecule: messenger RNA, 2223 nt
Organism: Aspergillus oryzae RIB40
Lineage: Eukaryota; Fungi; Ascomycota; Eurotiomycetes; Eurotiales; Aspergillaceae
Exons: 2
Coding region: 1-2223 (740 amino acids)
Source: RefSeq, a predicted model, not a curated record